Pungitius pungitius (ninespine stickleback) is the source of this 3246-nucleotide messenger RNA. It is a transcript of the gene dok1b, whose product is annotated as docking protein 1b. Gene Ontology annotation, biological process: Ras protein signal transduction; cell surface receptor protein tyrosine kinase signaling pathway; positive regulation of MAPK cascade. The transcript is spliced from 5 exons. NCBI's taxonomy places the organism in Eukaryota, Metazoa, Chordata, Actinopteri, Perciformes, Gasterosteidae. The coding region runs from base 305 to 2326 and encodes 673 amino acids. The record is from RefSeq and is a predicted model, not a curated record. Gene Ontology annotation, cellular component: cytoplasm.
UCUGUUGAAGCGUCACAGGAGGGGAGAGGGGCGACGGGUAGGUUACCCAUCGAAAAAAAUCUGGACCCUCUCAGAAUUUCUCGGGACCACCCGGGAACUGCUUUCGGCCUCUUUUCUUUUUAUUCCCACCGUGACACCUUCAUCCGUGCGCCCGCGCUGCGACACACAUGCGUCCUAACGGUCGUGGGGCGGAAGCGAGAGAAGGGGGAAGUUGCCAGGGGGAUAUAGGAAAAAUAAACCCCUGACAAAGUGAGUCAAGUUCAAGUUGAAUUUCGUCUCUGUAGAGGAAAGGUGUCUGGAGGGCAUGGACGCCCACGUCAAGGAGGGACAACUCUAUGUGCAGCAUCAGAAGUUUGGAAAGAAAUGGAAGAAGAACUGGUUCGUCCUCUACCCCGCCAGUCAAAACGGCAUCGCCCGCCUGGAGUUCUUCGACUCGAGCGGAGGGGGCGUGGCCGCCGGCGGCUCCGGAGCCGGGUCCAAUGAGAAAACCAGGAAGCUCGACAAGAAGAUCAUCCGCUUGUCUGAGUGCAUUUCCAUCCUUCCGGCUCUGACGGAGAGCUGUCCCAAAGACAACAUGGCCGCCAUCUGCGUGGAGACCAACGACAAGACGUACGUGUUCGCUGCGGAGAAGAACGUCGCCAAAGACUGGAUGGACACCAUGUGUGACAUUGCAUUUCAGCAGGGAGGAGGCGGCAGCAGCAGCACUGCUGCUGCGGAAUGCGACGGAAGGACCCAAGACCUGCGGAUGUCUGAAAACCUCAUCUAUUACUCCAGAGAGGAGGUGAACGUGUUCUGGGUGAGCGCCCAGCGGACCGAGGCGUCGGAGCGCUGCGGGCUGGCCGGCAGCUACUGGCUGAAGGCUGAAAGCGACACCUUGAUCUUGAAGGAGCCGAAAACCAAGAGGAACAUUCUGGUGUGGCCCUACAAGCUGCUGAGGAGAUACGGGCGGGACCGGCUCAUGUUUUCGUUCGAGGCGGGCCGGCGCUGCGACUCGGGCCCCGGCAACUUCACUUUUGAGACCAAGCAGGGCAACGAGAUCUUCACGCUGGUGGACCAGGCCAUCCAGUCGCAAAAGGUGCUGGCCGAGGAGCACCAGCUCAGCUUCCCCGUCCACUUUGACCCGGACUGCCCGGCGUCCCUGCAGCACAUACGCGGCGCCGCCCCGGGGAGCGGCGACAGCGGCGGCAGCUGCAGCAGCCGGGAGGCAGACGGAGAUUCGGGCGGCAGCAAACCGGGCUCCGCCGACGGUGUCCUCGGGAAGAGGGAGGGCGAGGAUGGGGGGGGGGGAAGAGGGCAAAGCGCCGCCAUAGGACUCAAGGGCAGGAGCUUACCAGAACCGCCGGCCAUGUCGGGGAGUUUGGGAGGCGGGGUAGGGCUUUCAAAGUCGCCCCGGGGGCAGGCGGCGACAAAGACCCUGGGCUCAGCUGACGAACACACAAAUCUUUAUUCUGAGCCGGCGGAUUCUGUCCGCCUGCCUCCGCACGGCGCUGAAUGCCUGUACUCCGACCCGGUGGACAGCAUCAAAGGUCAAAGCCAGACCAGCGGCGCGUCCGCCCUCCCGGUGCCCGCCCCGCGCCUCCGGCAGGUGGGAGACGAGGCUUCGGCGGGCGGCGCCCAGGGGGAUCACCACACCGUAGGCAGCAACCACAGGAAGCCCCCGGACUUGUACUCGCACUUGUACGACCGGAUCAACAUGGAGCUGAACCAGAAGACGAGCGCGCUGGGUCUGAACGAGCCCGCGCUGGGAGGGAGAGGCGGCAACGGCAACUGGCGACCUCCCCCCCCGGGAUGUCCAGCGGUGGGGGCCUCCUCGCCCGCCUCCGCCGCGCGACCGGAGCACAUAUACGACGAACCCGAGGGUUGCGCCAAAGGAGCCGCGAGCGUGCCCGCCGGUUUGGGGGCGAGCGUUUACAACGAGGCGCGUCUGGAGCCCCACAGCCACAGGAGACAGGAGUGCCUGUCAGGAUUGGAGGGGACUUACAGCAGCCCCUCCCACGGACCCUCCCCUCCCCAGACGGGCAAGAGCCGCGGCGGCACGCCGCUACCCCCGGGUCCCAAGGGGCCCAAACCCUUCACCGCGCCCAAACCAGCCAGGGGCGUUUUCGCUCGAAAGGAGCCGCUGCCCCAUGGGAAACACGCGGGUCCAGGCAGCAACGUGAACAACAACAACCACAACAAUGUGGUGGACGGGGGAGACGGGGGGAGGGUGGUGUACAGCCAGGUGUCCAAGCAGAAACCUGCGUUUGUUCAUUCGUGGCUCAACCAGCAGCACCAGCCCCUGCCAAGAUCACCUGAUAUCAUCUAUGACAACCUGGGAAAUGUUUGACCCCCCGGUUUUUAUAAAAGAGACUCGGACAAAAACAACGACAACUAAGAACAGUGGAUGCAGUUAUGGCAGAAGACUCGAGCUAUGCUUUUUUUUUUUUAUUCUUGCAGUUUUUUGUAGGGACUAAGCACAUUUUCUCCGAUGGAUUCAUCUGGAGUAGAUCUGCUCAGAGCUACGAGAACACGUUAUGGAACAUGGAGUGCACCUAUCGUAGGUCAUGUGUGGGUGAGGGUGUGUUUUGAGAAAUAGUGUUUGCAUGGUCAAACCCAUAACUAGAGUACUAAGCCACAGUGUGGUUGGAAUCAGCCGCUUUUCUGGAACACAAACACACACACACACACACACACACACACACACACACACACACACACACACACACACGAAGGAGCCCGGCCUGCAGGCCGAGUGGCUUGGCUCUUCUUUCUUAAAAUGUCUGUCAUCCUGAUGAAAUAACUGGGAAACAUGCUUUUGCACUUCUUUGGUUUUGAGUUCUACGCCUUCACCAAAAUCUUUUUUACUGUUUUGGAGGAAGCAUGAAAAAUAGAUCUUGGAAACAGGCAUAAAUGGACCGUGAAGAGGUGAUGGGCUCACAUGAUCCUCCUGUGGGCUUUUGUGUUAUAAAGACACAAGAUAAUAGUAUCUCAGUCGAUCCCCUGCAAUGUGUGUCAGUCUGUGAAUGUGUCAGAACCAGCUGUGCUAUCUGUAAAUAUAACUAUAAAUAAAAAUGGCUGCAGAACAGGCGCACCGUCUGUCCCGAUCAGACAGUUUAUAGUGUUUUAAAGACUUUCUGUUCUAGACCUGUUAACCGGUCUGACAUCACCCCCCCCCUCCCCCCCUCCUCUCUCUUUCUCUCUCUCUCUGCAACCCUCUGUUUUUGUUUUUCUUCCGUCGGGUUUCCAACCACUUAAUCGCACCGUUAA